Molecule: messenger RNA, 1780 nt
Organism: Brienomyrus brachyistius
Lineage: Eukaryota; Metazoa; Chordata; Actinopteri; Osteoglossiformes; Mormyridae
Gene: st6galnac5a
Product: ST6 (alpha-N-acetyl-neuraminyl-2,3-beta-galactosyl-1,3)-N-acetylgalactosaminide alpha-2,6-sialyltransferase 5a
Biological process (GO): oligosaccharide metabolic process; ganglioside biosynthetic process
Molecular function (GO): alpha-N-acetylgalactosaminide alpha-2,6-sialyltransferase activity
Source: RefSeq, a predicted model, not a curated record
CAGGCUUCAGCCGGCUCUGCGCUGACGGAGGUCGGACGCGGCGGCGGCGGCGGUGCGGUGCGUGCGGCUCCCCGGCAGCCGGCUGUGCGGGACGCUGUGCGGGGAUGCCUCUGUCAGCCUCCAGGCUGCUCUGAUCAAGCGCCUUUCGGUCUACAGCCUCCCAAAAUGAAGACACCCAUGCGUCAUGGGGUGGCUGCCUUUCUCCUGAUCACCAUGUGCACCAGCUUACUCUUCGUGUACAACAUCAGCAGCAGCAGCAGCAGCAGAAGCAGCAAAGAGCAGAAUGAGGCCGGCAGCCGGCAGAGGCAGAAGCCCACCGGAGCCCAUAGGGGGAGCCCGAGAGCCCCGCGCACUGCUGCCCUGCAAGGCUACGGCAGCAUCAUCGAUCACCGGCCCCUGAACAUGCACUGCCGGACCUGUGCCCUGGUGACCAGCUCCGGGCAGCUGAUUGGCGGUGGCCGCGGCAGGGAGAUCGACAGUGCCGAAUGCGUCAUCCGCAUGAACGACGCCCCCACGCAGGACUACCAGCGUGACGUGGGGGCCCGCACCAGCCUGCGCGUGGUGGCGCAUUCCAGCAUGCAGCGCGUGCUACACGGCCGCAAGGAGCUGCUGAACGGCAGCCGGGACACUGUGUUCAUCUUCUGGGGCCCCAGCGCAUACAUGCGGCGUGACGGGAAGGGUCUGGUCUACAACAACCUGCGGCUGGUCAAGCAGGUGCUGCCCGAGCUGCGGGUCUACAUCAUCUCACGGCAGAAGAUGCUGCAGUUCGAUGAGCUUUUCAAGAGGGAGACCGGCAAGGACAGGAAGAUGUCUAACUCAUGGCUGAGCACCGGCUGGUUCACCGUGGCCAUCGCCCUCGAGCUCUGCGACCGCAUCAACGUCUAUGGCAUGGUGUCCCCUGACCACUGCAGGGAGCCGCUGCACCCCUCCGUGCCCUAUCACUACUACGAGCCGGCAGGCACUGACGAGUGCACCAUGUACGUUUCGCACGAGGGUGGUCGCCGCGGCAGCCACCAUCGCUUCCUCACCGAGAAGCGUGUCUUCGCAAGCUGGGCCUGCAUCUUCGACAUCCACUUCUACCAGCCCGAGUGGAGCCCCGAGCCCCCCCCUGCUAGCAACUGGACCGUGCCGCGUCCCGCGUGACCCUCCCUGCCCAAAGCCGCCGCCGCCGAGGACAGCCCCCCCACACGGCAGCUGUGUGCCGGACGACCGCGCAUCUCUCCUGCUGGUCCUGGGGCGGGACCUGAUAAACAAACGUACUGCCUGGGGGUGUCCACAGCAGCUUGCUUAAUCAUUCUCACUUGUCUGCCUCUCCGCCGUGGCGCCCCCCCCAGGCCUGGAAGCAGAAGCACGCCAUUCCUAUAGUUUGCAGCUGAUUAAUGAGGCCUGUUUCUCUUCGCCCUCCUGUGUUUCUGGAGUCGAUAGUGUGGGUGCAGAUGAAUUCAGCACCUCGGCUUCCUUUUUGGAGGGGGGGGGAGUUUACCCCAGGUUGGAGGGGUGACAUCAGCAGAGUGUUUCGUUCCUGUCAGAGACAGUGUGAAUGGCCAGGUCCCGGGACUGAGCUUUGGUUCACUGGUCUUCGUCAGUCUGUGUCGGCAGGAUAAAAGGUUCUGUGACGAGUAUCCACAGGCACCAAAUCAACAUGUAAAACCCAGUCAGGUGGGUUGGACAUCCCCCCCCCUCCGCUUUCCUGUGUUUUCACCCACCAGCGCUGCAGUAAAACCAACCAAAUUUGUUUCACUUGAAUGUUACUUUGAGAAUAAACCAGCUGCAUCAGUUA